ACGUAAAUUAAUUAAUAUAUAUAGAUUUUAAAUUGAGUAAUCUUGAUGUAAAAUCAAUAGUAUUCAAUAUUACUUAUUUUACAUUUAUAUUUAUUAAUUAAUUUACGUGUUUCUCAUAAUUAUUCAUUUUUGUUUUCAAAAUACGCGCCGCCUAUAAAUCCCUAUAUAUAGAAUUAGCCUGCGAAGUGCGCGUAGUGUGCACGGAUGAUUGCGGAGUAGUCUAAUAACACGUGUUAGAAUUUAUGUUAUUUUGAAAGUGUCAGAAUUAUUUUGUAAAUACCCCAUAGACAGUCUCCGAUAUGAGAGUCAUAUAUGUAAUUAGAAGAACACAUUUAUAUACAUUUCUUCUAGCGGAGAACGCCCGCGCCACCUUACGAAAGUAUUGUAAAUCCAUUAUUACCGACGGUGUGUUCUGUCGGUCUAUAAUCGGCAAUGGUGAACAUCAAUUCAUCAAUUAUAUAUUACAUAGUCUCUCCGCAUCAUGUCUCCAUGGUUCCACUCGGUUAAUGUGAUAUUGAAUCGAACGAACUUAACCUGACUUAGGUUGUUAUCUCAUGGUUGUUCUCGAUAACGAUAAUAAUGUUUAUAUCUUUUAAUUAAUAUAAAGAAAUAUGUGGAUUUAAAAAGCAAUUAUUGAAUUGUUCUUUUCACAUCUGAAAAGUUCGUUGAGAAAACACCUUUACGGCGCUGUGGCUGUGGAAGAAUAUUGCAUCGUGGCUGAUAUAUACACAUGUUAUUAGCAAAGCUUUGAUUGGAGAAGUUUUGACGUGGAAAAGUCUAUGUAAAAAUUUAUUUACUGCAUUUACUAUUUGCACAAAUACGAAAAUGUCUACGAAAAAAGACCAAAAAGAUAACGAUAAUGCUAUUAUAAAAGUGAAUAAGUGGGAUGGAGCAGCUGUGAAAAAUGCUCUAGAUGAUGUUGUUAAAAAUAUUAUAACAAAGAAAUAUAAUUAUCAUGAAAACUUUGCUUUGUUGGAUGGACGGUUAGCAAUAUGUGGAAUUGCAGUUCUUGUUGCUAUAACUGCAUUGAUUUGGGAUUAUUUUCACCCUUUUCCAGCAUCCAGACCAGUUUUAGUAGUUUGUGUAUCUGUAUACUUUGUUUUAAUGGUGGUUUCAACACUUUACACUAUGUAUAAGGAAAAAGGAAUUUUUGUAGUAGCAGUACAAAGGGACCCUGCUGGGUUUGAUCCAGAUUAUAUUUUGGAAGCCAGUUCUUAUCUUAAGAAGUAUGACGAUCAAUAUACAUUAGUUUUAUCUGCUAAGAAUGAUGUUACUGGUGUUGUAAAUGAAACAUCAGUAACUAAAUCAGUAGCUAAUUUUAUUGAUGUAAAUGGAGUAGUGAUACCAGAAUUAGUUGAAGCGAUGGUGUUAAAACUGCAUGACAGCUUAAGCAGCCAGCGCAAAGAUAAAUGAUAGAUUCAUUUUUUACAAUAACUAUUUUGAUAUAUGCUGAUUUUCAUUUUUGUUAUCUGACUAAAGUUCCAUAUUUUUCAAAUAAAAAUUACUAUCUCCUUAAUUGAUAGCAUUUUUUUAAAAAUUAUUAAUGGCAUAGAAGAGCUAAAAGAUUUAUUUAUUAAAUAACUUUAAAGCUAAAGGUGUGUUUGCAUGCAUAUGA
Molecule: messenger RNA, 1615 nt
Organism: Phymastichus coffea
Lineage: Eukaryota; Metazoa; Arthropoda; Insecta; Hymenoptera; Eulophidae
Gene: Spase25
Product: signal peptidase complex subunit 2
Exons: 4
Coding region: 826-1413 (195 amino acids)
Biological process (GO): protein targeting to ER
Cellular component (GO): signal peptidase complex; membrane
Source: RefSeq, a predicted model, not a curated record